Molecule: messenger RNA, 1219 nt
Organism: Abrus precatorius (Indian licorice)
Lineage: Eukaryota; Viridiplantae; Streptophyta; Magnoliopsida; Fabales; Fabaceae
Product: enoyl-CoA hydratase 2, peroxisomal
Exons: 12
Coding region: 59-985 (308 amino acids)
Cellular component (GO): peroxisome
Source: RefSeq, a predicted model, not a curated record
AAUUCAUUCUUCUCCCACACUCUGGAGGAUCCUUUUCCCGAUCUGCGAGGGCAGCUCCAUGGCAGGUUCAUCAGAAUUCGAUCCAGCGCUUGCGCUUUCUCACAAGUUCCCCGAUACUACAUACUCUUAUACAGACAGAGAUGCAGCACUUUAUGCCUUAGGCGUAGGGGCAUGUUUAUUGGAUGCUGUUGAUACCGAUGAACUUAAAUAUGUUUACCAUGAGAAUGGUCAGAAGUGUAUCAAGGUCUUGCCUACGUUUGCUGCUGUGGUUUCACUUCGAUCUGCGCCGAAUGGCUUUGAUCUCCCAGGAUUGCAAUUUGAUCCACGCCUUCUGCUUCAUGGACAGCAAUAUAUAGAAUUGUACAAACCGUUUCCUUCCAGCUGUCAUAUACUCAAUAAAGCCAGUCUUGCUGGAUUGCAUGAUAAAGGUAAAGCAGCAAUUUUGGAGAUUGAAACAAAAAGCUAUGAGAAGGAGUCUGGUGCUUUAUUAUGCAUGAACAGGUCAACUAUCUAUCUACGUGGUGCUGGUGGCUUCUCAAAGUCAUCUAACCCAUUUUCUUACUCAAACUACCCUUUGAACCAGACUCCAGCUGCGAAAAUUCCUGAAAGUAAACCUUUUUCAGUGUUUGAGGAUCAUACCCAACCAUCUCAGGCACUGAUCUAUAGGCUAUCUGGUGACUACAAUCCUCUGCAUUCAGAUCCCAUAGUUGCAAAGGUUGCUGGAUUCUCGCAGCCAAUAUUGCAUGGGUUGUGCACGUUAGGGUUUGCUGUUAGGGCAAUCAUCAAAAGCAUAUGCAGAGGAGAUUCAGACUUGAUAAAAAGCAUAGCGGGCCGUUUUCUUCUACAUGUCUACCCUGGUGAAACUUUAGUCACUGAGAUGUGGCUUGAAAAUCGAAGGGUUGUAUAUCGGACUAAGGUGAAAGAGCGACAGCGAACAGUUCUUUCUGGCUACGUUGAUCUGCGUGGUUUGAGUUCGUCACUGUGAAAGAAUUCAGUAACAUGUAGCUCGAUAAUAUCUGCAGGAGGUUUGCCAUAAAUUAAGUACUCCACAAUUCAAAUGCUCUGGAAGUAAUUGUAAAAUGUUUGUUAAAUGUUUAGAAUUUCAAAGUUGGUAUACGUAGAAUAUUUAGUAACAUAGACUUGAAAAAAAAAUCUAAACUAUUAUUUGGAAAAAAAACAUGAAUUUUUGUGAUUGAGUUAACUCAUAAUAAUAAGAUAU